AUGCCGGGGGGCAAGAGAGGGCUGGUGGCACCGCAGAACACCUUCCUGGAGAACAUCGUCCGGCGCUCCAGCGAAUCCAGUUUUUUGUUGGGAAACGCCCAGAUUGUGGACUGGCCUGUAGUUUACAGUAAUGACGGAUUUUGCAAACUCUCUGGAUACCACCGAGCUGACGUCAUGCAGAAGAGCAGCACUUGCAGUUUUAUGUAUGGUGAACUGACAGACAAGAAGACCAUUGAAAAAGUCAGACAGACUUUCGACAACUAUGAGUCAAACUGCUUUGAAAUUCUCCUCUACAAGAAAAACAGAACCCCAGUUUGGUUCUACAUGCAAAUUGCACCUAUAAGAAAUGAGCACGAAAAAGUGGUUUUGUUCUUGUGCACUUUUAAGGAUAUCACUUUAUUCAAGCAACCAAUUGAAGAUGAUUCAACAAAAGGCUGGACCAAGUUUGCCCGGCUGACGCGGGCGCUGACCAACAGCCGGAGUGUCCUGCAGCAGCUGACGCCGAUGAACAAGGCUGAGGUGGUGCACAAGCACUCCCGCUUGGCUGAAGUUCUCCAGCUGGGAUCUGAUAUUCUUCCUCAGUACAAGCAAGAAGCUCCAAAGACUCCCCCACACAUUAUACUCCACUAUUGUGCUUUUAAGACCACCUGGGACUGGGUCAUCUUAAUUCUAACCUUCUACACAGCAAUCAUGGUUCCAUAUAACGUGUCCUUCAAGACAAAGCAGAACAACAUUGCCUGGCUGGUGCUGGACAGCGUCGUGGACGUUAUUUUUCUGGUUGACAUAGUUUUGAACUUUCACACCACCUUUGUUGGCCCUGGGGGAGAGGUUAUAUCUGAUCCCAAGCUCAUAAGGAUGAACUACCUGAAGACGUGGUUUGUGAUUGAUCUUCUGUCCUGUUUACCAUAUGACAUCAUCAAUGCCUUUGAGAAUGUGGAUGAGGGAAUCAGUAGCCUCUUCAGCUCCUUAAAAGUGGUGCGCCUUCUGCGGCUGGGUCGGGUGGCCAGGAAGCUGGACCAUUACCUGGAGUAUGGUGCUGCUGUGCUGGUGCUCUUGGUGUGCGUGUUUGGGCUGGUGGCCCACUGGCUGGCCUGCAUCUGGUACAGCAUUGGGGACUACGAAGUGAUCGAUGAACUGACCAACACCAUCAAAACAGACAGCUGGCUCUACCAGCUGGCCCUGAGCAUCGGGACCCCAUAUCGCUACAACACCACGGGCUCGGGCCAGUGGGAAGGAGGGCCCAGCAAAGACUCCUUGUACAUAUCCUCCCUCUACUUUACCAUGACAAGCCUUACAACCAUAGGAUUUGGGAACAUAGCACCGACCACUGAUGGGGAGAAGAUUUUUUCGGUGGCCAUGAUGAUGGUUGGCUCUCUUCUUUAUGCAACUAUUUUUGGAAACGUCACCACCAUUUUCCAGCAAAUGUAUGCCAACACCAACCGGUACCAUGAGAUGCUGAACAAUGUGAGGGAUUUCCUAAAAUUAUAUCAAGUCCCAAAAGGCCUUAGUGAAAGAGUCAUGGAUUACAUUGUCUCAACCUGGUCCAUGUCUAAAGGAAUCGACACAGAAAAGGUCCUCUCAAUCUGCCCGAAGGACAUGAGAGCAGACAUCUGCGUGCACCUGAACCGGAAGGUUUUCAACGAGCACCCUGCCUUCCGGCUGGCCAGCGACGGCUGCCUGCGAGCUCUGGCCGUGGAGUUCCAGACCAUCCAUUGUGCCCCGGGGGACCUCAUCUACCACGCUGGGGAAAGCGUUGAUGCUCUCUGCUUUGUGGUCUCAGGAUCCUUGGAAGUCAUCCAGGACGACGAGGUGGUGGCUAUUUUAGGUAAAGGUGAUGUGUUUGGUGAUAUCUUCUGGAAGGAAACCAGCCUGGCCCAUGCAUGUGCCAACGUUCGGGCUCUGACCUACUGCGAUUUGCAUAUAAUCAAGCGAGAAGCCUUGCUGAAAGUGCUGGACUUUUACACUGCUUUCGCCAACUCCUUCUCGAGGAACCUCACGCUCACCUGCAAUCUGAGGAAGAGGAUCAUCUUCAGGAAGAUCAGCGAUGUCAAGAAGGAGGAAGAGGAGCGCCUGCGCCAGAAGAACGAGGUGACGCUGAGCAUCCCUGUGGACCACCCCGUGCGGAAACUCUUCCAGAAAUUCAAGCAGCAAAAGGAGAUGCGCAAUCAAGGCUCGACCCACAUCGACCCCGAGCGGAACCAGCUGCAGGUGGAAAGCAGGAGCGUGCAGAACGGGGCCUCCAUCACGGGCACCAGCGUGGUCACCGUGUCCCAGAUCACGCCCAUCCAGACCACCUUGGCCUACAUGAAAACCAGCGAGGCCGUGAAGCAGAACAACCGCGACGUGAUGGAGCUCAAGCCGAACGGAAACGGAGAGCAGAAAUGCCUCAAAGUGAACAGCCCCAUGCGGAUGAAAAACGGGAAUGGGAAGGGCUGGCUUCGGCUGAAGAACACCAUGGGCGCCCACGAGGAGAAGAAGGAGGACUGGAACAACGUCACAAAGGCCGAGUCCAUGGGGUUGCUGUCCGACGACGCCAAGUCCAAUGACUCGGAGAAUGGUGUUAAUAAAAACCCCCUGAGGAAAACAGACUCUUGUGACAGUGGGAUAACAAAAAGUGACCUUCGCUUGGAUAAAGCUGGUGAGACUCGCAGCCCCCUGGAGCACAGCCCCAUCCAGGCGGAUGCUAGGUGUCCUUUCUACCCCAUUCCUGAGCAGGCCUUACAAACCACGCUGCAGGAAGUCAAGCACGAACUCAAAGAAGAUAUCCAGCUGCUAAGCAGUAGGAUGGCUGCCCUUGAGAAGCAGGUGGCAGAAAUUUUAAAAAUAUUGUCUGAAAAGAACGUAUCCCAGCUCUCUUCCCCCAAGUCUCAUUUAUCACCCCAGUCCCCUCCCCAGAUACCCUGUCAGGAUAUUUUUAGUGUUUCAAGGCCUGCAUCACCUGAAUCUGAAAAAGAUGAAAUCCACUUUUAGCAUAUACCUAUGUGUAUAUAUGUAUACAGUAUAUAUGCAGAGGUGUAUAUAUACCUUUAUACAUAUAUAUAUAUAAAUGUGUGUGUAUACGGUAAAUAUAUAUACAUAUAUAUUUUCACUUGCAUCCAAUAUGACUUGAACACACCAAGGAUUUUGAUAUGUAAAUAUUGCAUGUCCAGCUGGAUUCUGGCCUGCCAAAGAAAGCAAUUAUUAACAUAGAUAUUGCUUGUAUAUUAUGCAGUUGACUGCAUGCACACUUUACAUUUAUUUAUAAUCUCUAUUAUGUAAUAAAAGAAUGACUUUUGUUUAACAAAGGCAAUGUACUAUUUAAAGAAUCAGGGUCUAACCUGCCAAUAUUGCCAUGACAGUUUUGAUCUCAGGCUGGGUGAAUUGAGCUUUUAUUUCCUCACUGUCUUUUCUGCCAAGUUAAACAGUAGAUUAAUAUGACGUGAAGGACACGUUCAGACUCCUGUUAGUAUUGUUUGUUUCCUGGUAUCAUUCCAUGACAAUAUACUGUAUAUUUGGUGAUGAAUUCCCCUACUCCUCCUAAAUGGAGGGCUCGGCUCAGUGGGCAGGAAAGGGCACCGUGCCUGGUGCUAGGGUGGAUCGCUGGAAUUUAUUUGUGUGGGUAUUGUGCAUGCACAGCCUUUUAUUUCAAGUAUCCUCCUGCUCUUUUAACAUCGUAAGUAAGAAAUAAUAAUAAUAAUAAGAAUAAUAACAAUGGUGAUUUAUGUAACAAAAUGAAACUAACAGAAACUCUCUCAGUUGCACUCCCUGAGUGUUUGGGGGUAACUUCUUUCUUGAAAGCCUCCUUUUACUGAUGCCAUUUUUACUGAACUGUUAGAGUAACAUUAUGUAAAUUCUCUUUGCAACACUCAGUGGUGGUGUCCGGUUCUGUCAGUAUCUUCAUUAGCAUGUCCCAUUUUUGUGGGGUUGUGGUUGCUCUCCCACUGUCUCCCCCAUUGCCUCUGGCAGAAAGACUUUGCACGAGGUCUGAGCAAGGGACAGAGCACUCGUAGUUCAGCUUGGGAACCACGAGAGCAGGUUUGAAAGCCUGAAGUUAAAAGGCUGCAGUAAAUCCCCCUCCACUCUCUUUCAUGAGGACGUUUAUCAGUCUGCAGCUGCCUUUAGAAAGAGAGAAAAUAACUGGUCAGGAUGUAGUUCUCUGUAGUGCGAGGUGCUUGGAUGAUGAUGUGUGGCUGGGAGAGUGGUGGAUGUGCUGGGGGGCUGGAGGCCUGCCUGGAGUGCUGCUCGUGCCUUGGGCUCGUGCAUGGAGGUUUCAGUGAGCAGUUUGCAGUGCCCACAGGUCCCACACGUACUGAGUCCCUCAGGUUGGUGUCAGAGGCUCUGUCCCUCCUCUUAGCUGACUCCCAGCCUUGGGCUGUGCUCAGACUCCCUCUCCACCUCCUGGGCUGGAACUGCUGGUUUUGCAGGGCUGCAGCAGGGCAGGCUUUGCACUGGAUCUUGUUUGAUCUCCUGUUUGGAGCUGGACUUUUGGACUCUGCCCCUGAGUGUGGUAAGGGUUUUUGCCCCUCCAUUUGCACUGGUUUGAAUCCAAGUACACAAGAUGCGUAGCAGAAAUUGCCAUUGAAGCUUCAGAGAUGUUACCUGGUGUAGUUUGAGGCCAGCCCAGCAGAGCACAGUGGCUCCUUCAGAGAAGGAUUCCCCCUGGCUCUGGCUUAAAUGACCUCUUGUAUCAAGAUCCUGUGUUUUCAAAAGUGCCUGGAGAAAAACAUGUGUGUACCACAAGGCAUCACUAUGAUUCAGGUAUAUCAAAUAUGUGGGUAUAAUUAGUGAGCAUUCUAAACACACACCAGUAUUAGAUCCAUUUUUUAACAUUAGAGAACUAGACUAAACAAAUCACAUUCUGAAAAACUAAAAAAAAUCCCUAAAACCCAAACAAACCAUCAUUUGCUGUAGUGGCAAUUAGGAAUCUACAUCUUAGAGUGAACAUAUCUUCUUCAUAUUGUAAAAUCCAAACCCAUAGAGCUCCAAAAGCUCAUAAGAAAGCCAGAGAAGUCAUUGCUUCUGUUGUAUCAACUCAUGGAAGCUUUUUGGGAGAUGAUAGUUUUUCCUGUCCUGUUUCUGCUCCUUUCUUUAGGAAAUUAGAGAUGCCAAAAAAAAAAAAAAAAAAAAAGGGGAAAGAACAAAAGCCACAGUAGGGGACAGCUCUUCCCAAAGCCUGGUGGUCCGGCCACCCACUAAUUUUAGUUCUCUGCAGCUGCAGUUGCCUCUGUCAGAAUUUUCAGCUGUAUUUUGCAGCUGCUGUUCUGACAGGAGUGCAAAUCCAUGACUCUGCAGCCAUGGUUUGGACUGCAAGAACAACCUGCACCUGCAAAACAACAGGACUUCCCAUUCCUGUGAUAAGUCCCACCCUGGGACUCUGAAAGAAUGGGGGGGUUAUGGGGUUAGGGAGUUACAGGGUUGCUGCAGGAGUCUGCACAGACCUUGUGGUACAGUUUAAGUGCCAAGAUGUCAAGUGUUGAAUGUUCUUGCCUGACUUGGUCUGCUGGUUAAGACAGACACACAGCCACUGCCCAGAGCUGCCUGGUGAAUAGCUGAGCCACUCAGGCUCAGUCUGGGGGCCAUGCUUUGUUAAAAUUCCUGGAAUGCAUGAACCUGCCAUGAAGUGAUGCUGAUAAAGAGACAGCAGGAUAAUGGGGGUUGGCUUUGUUAGAAAGCUUUAGCCUUAAUGGCAUUCCUCUGCCUUUGUGACAGACUGCUUUUCUUUCUCUAUGACUGAUAUUAAUUCUAGGUAGAACUGCAUGGCAUGCAAAGGGAUCUCUGUUUAGGUUUAUCUUGCAAGUCAGGUGUAACUUUGUGCCACUUUACAAUGAGAGAAUGUGUUAACAGGAUUAGUCUGACCUUGAAAAUCAUUUGGGCAGGCGCAGAAUGUCUAUUACAGUUCAAGUGCAGCUUGAGUGGUUCAAAUGUGUAGUGAGUGGCUAAAUAGUGUAAAAUACCAAGUUCAUGAAACAAAUACAGUGUCUCCAGGUCUAUUUCUAGUGCUGCUUUGACUCUGAUAUCCCAGCUCUGUUGAUUGCAAGUUCAGUGGAACCAGCUUGUACCUUGCACAAAGCAGUGGUGUGUGUGAUGGGUGCCCUGCAGGCACAGCCUGUGGAUGGGCUGUCCCAGGCUCUGUGUGCUGGGGGUGGCCCUGUUUGUGGGGUUGGCUAUGGCUGGUGCCAUUCUGAAGGACUUUGCCUCCAAAAUCCAUGUUGGGAGCAUUACAUGUUGCUUCAUGGAGUCGUCAGCAGUUUGUCCCCUGUCCCCUCAUGUUGUGCAUGAUGCGAUGAGUGACUGGGGCUUUCCUUCUCUGUUAAAAAGCAUGUUUCACAGUCCUGUAUUCAGGCUGGACUGAUAGCAACCACCUGUAGUCAUUAAGUGCAAUAAGAACACCAAGGUGUCACUUCCACCCAGGCCAGUGCUCAAGCAGUGACACACCAUGAGGCAGUGCAUGCUUUCCUUUCUUUUCCUGUAAGAGCUCAAAACCUGUACAGAUGUUCCUGCCAGAUGCCGGGAGCAGCAUCCUUAAGCACCUACCCUGUGCUUGUGUGUCCAAAGCAUUUUACCUGCACAUGAGUGGAUUUUAUCUUUCUGGACUUUGGAAUAGAAAUAAAACAUGUACAGAAAAUGUGUACAGAAAAGUAAACACUUCCCAAAGCAAAUGAACUAGAGUACUUUUAACAGCUUUUUUUUUUUUUGUGUAAUGUUGUGUAUAAGAAAUAGAACAGCACUUCAGGAUAAUGACUGGAAAAAAAAAAUUGUUGUAGUGAGGAUUCAGUUCUUCUGAAUUUGUAUUUGUAAAUCCUUUUUUUUUCCCCCUAUUUUUGCCAGGGCACGGGGGUUAGAGCAGAGCUGAUUCUGGAAAUGACAAACUUUAGCUUUGUCCACUUCUUUUCUGUGUUCUGCAGAAGUAGCACAACUAUAGUGGCUUGAUGCUGCACCAAAGUUUGGGCUCAUCACUAGACUCAAGUUCAGUCUUCAUUUCCCACCACAUGGAAAGUAACCCUGUUGCACAGGUGGGAAGGUUGAAUCUGAUAAUCAGAUCAGACUUUAAUAUGUAUUUUGGAUCCCAGGACAGUUGCAGAGGAUUGGAAGCUGCAGAAAUAACGUUGUACUCUUUGCAAAGCCAAGAGCAGUUGCCCUGGAAGUAACUGAGACUGUUCCACAGACGUCAUCAUUGCCUGGGUCAGAAAACAGAUGUUGGGCUCAUGGAAUAGCUUAGAGGCCUUUGGGGGGAAAAGAUGUCCUGAACUGGAAGAGAAAACAAAAAAAAAAAGGUCAAAGGAAUAAUAUGGAAUUUGGGAGUGAGGACAUAGAGGGAUAUAUUGUUAGAAAUUUACUCUUUUUUUAUUUGGAUUUUGAGCAUUUAGAAAACUCAAGCCUAUCUUUUUGGAUGUCAGAAUUAGACAGAUUGUCUUUUAAAAUAAAUACUUUUUUUCCUUAAGUGAGGUGGUGUCAAAGUGAUACCUGGUUUAUUUUUUAAAAAAAGGUUUUCAAAUACCAUUUUCCUGCAGAGCAGGGUUUGAAUGGGUUUUGUUAACAUUGCUCUUUAUAGGCUGUAGGAGGAAAAGUUUGAUCCAUCUAGAUUUCCACAUCUGGGAAAUCUGGGAAUAUUUUUUAUAACUCUCCCUUUUUUUUUUUUUUUUUUUUUUGGUGCAAGUGGAUAAUACAAUCUCUGCAUGUUUUAUUUGGUUUAAUACGCUAUGGUGCAUUUUCAAAUGAAAUAUGUUCUUAAAGCAAAGUGCUGAAUGGAGCUAAACCUGACAAAAAGUCCACAUUUUUCUGGCAGAGAAGCAGGAAAUGUUCUUACUGACAUAAAGAAUAUUGUGCAAAGAUCAGUUCUGCGAUAUCUGACUAAUGACAAACAAACUAAAAUCAUCCUUACUGAGGGUGCAUUUAGCCAGGCAGAAAAUUGACCUUGUAGUGCACAGUGGGACAAGAAGGCACAUAUUGAUUUUGUAUACUCAAAUAGCAGAAGCAUUUAAAAAGGGCUUGACCAGGCCAUGCUGAAUAAAUUGUAUUUAUUUCUUAUAUUAUGUUAAUCAGCCCCCUGAUGCAUGGCACAUGAAACCAGGAAUCUGAGGCAGUGUUCUCACAAACCUUUUUAUCUGUUUUCUGUAAAGCAGAUAAGUUCUUUUCUUUGUUAUUUUCUUCUUGGAGAUGAAAGCUUGUUUAGCCCACAAUCUGAGACUACUGGUGUGCACCAACUCUGUGUCUGGCUGUCUGCCAUGAAUACAUCAAUUAGCCUUAAUUAAAAGCCCUAUAAAAAGGAUUUUGUGCUAGGUUGGGCUCAGCCCUCCCUGCUCCAGGACAGGAUGAGGCUGGCAGACCUUUCUGGGGUGACAGCUGUGGGACAGGGAAAGUCCAUUAAAGGAUACUCAAAUAUGUGCUGUUAGAGGAAAAUGUGGGCUUCAGAUGAGCCAAAGCUCUUCCAGUAUCCCAAAAACCUAUUGGAAAGGGGAAUAUAGUAUCUAAAUUAUGUAGCAUCAGUGUAUGGACUCUGUAUUUGCAGGUGGCCCUGCAAUGAGCAGAGGGGGUUGGACCAAGUGAUUUCCAGAAAGUCCCGAGUUCUGUUUCAUCAUUUGGUGAUUCUGUAGAUUUUAAUAGCACUAACAGAAGGUAAAAUUUGAAGGUUUUUAGUUAUGCCCUACUUUUUUUUUCUGGUUUUCAGUUUAAAUACCAUGCGGAGGAGCAUGUUGCCAGUUUUCAAGAUAAUAGCUGUGAGAGCCAAUACUCAUCAAACAGACAGCAGAGAAAUCUGGCAUAUUCUAAAACUAUGGCAUAUAAAUAAAUUAAGCAUUUAGUUGGCCACCAGCUAAAAUCCACACUUGGUGCCAAACACUGAGAAAAAUGUCUCAGUGACUAUGCAGUUUUUGGAAGCAGUGGGCUGAUAUGGAUACAGCAACAACACCCACACCCUCUUCCAGCCUCUUCUCCAGUCCAGUGAAAGGUGAUUACAGUGUCUGAAAAUGCCAUCAAAAUAUCAAUAGCAUUUGAGCUGGUUUUCAGUGGGAAAUGUGCAGGUUCCUCAUUAGUGGCUGGAUCUGGAGGUGAUUCUCAUCUCUCUGGAUUCUCAUCCCUCUGGAUUCUCAUCCCUCUGGAUUCAGCCCGUUCCUCUCAUGGUAUGUGGACACCAUUGAUGAAAAGACCUGGGCUUGUCCAAUGGGUCUGGGCACAUUCCUGGGGUCUGCCCAAGCCCCAUUCCCAGGCUUACUCCCUGCCUGUCUGGGCACAUUCAAAGGUUUACACCUGGCUCUGUUAUUAGAUGUUUUCCCAGACUCUGUAACCUCCUCAGUCUCUAUGAUGGCUCACAGGGCUGCUCACAAAAUCCUUCCCAAUCUGCGGCUUAGCAACAAGUCUCCAAAUUAAACAGGAAUAAUAGGGCAAGGCUUCUGCCAUUCUCAGGGCAUUAUUUUAUUAAACAAACCUUCAUUUUUAUUGUAUUGUGUUGUAUUGUAUUUCUGGCCAUUUUAUUUUAUUUUAUUUAUUUUUUAUUUAAUAUUUUAUUUAUUUUAUUUAUUUAUUUUUAUUUUUAAAUUUUGUUUUAAUUUUAUAAUUUGUGGCCCUUUUGUACACUCUUGAGCAGCGCAUUGUUACACAGAACUGCAGGGACUGGGGUGUUUGUGGGUUUUAAGGAGCCACUUUGAGAAGGGGAACUGGAGUGAGACACCAGCUUCUGCCACGUGUGUGACCAUUCCUACUCCAGUUACACUUUGGGUGAACUUCAGCCCUAGCAGCAAUUUGAACCAGUGCCAUGUAGUGAUAGUAAAAUUUCUGUGUAUUUCCUCAGGCAAACCUAGGGCUCUGCUCAGCUUCUCCACGUGUCCUCUGCCAAGACAUGUGGGCACUUUCCUCUUCUGGACUUGUUUUCAGUAGAGUUUCCUGACACGUUCCAGCUCUUUUCUCUGUCACCACUUCUAUUUCCUAAAAAUAGGGGGGAAAAAAAAGAAAAAAAAAAAAAAGCACUUUCUGACUAAUCAUUGGGAAUUCACUUGCAUCCAAGGCUGCUGCCAGGACCAUUAGUUGGAGGUCACAGUUCAGUUUGUAAAUUGGGUGUCUUAUCUGAGCUAUCAUGGAAAAAGGCAUUUUUUUUUUCUAAAGGAAAACAAAAUUUCUGCUCUGCUUCUAAUUAGUCCUCUGUUGUCCCUGCAGGAUUAAUUACUGCCUUCUUCACUCGGAUCAUCAAAUGCUAUUUGGCAACAGCUUAUUUUCUUUUUUUUUUUAAAUUUUAUUUUAGGUAUAAUUAGGAGUCCUGGCAUUACAAACAAGCCCAGUCAGGUUGUACCUUAAAAUUUCAGAGCUAAAAUAUCACCUCAGCUAGUAGUUUAUGCCCAGCUUUUGAAUGCCAACAGCCCCAUUGCACUCAGUGCAUGUUCAGAGCUCAUCCCUUUGAGGUCAUCAGUAGGUGAGUGUGAACAUCCUUCUCCUGAAAUCAAUCACAGAAGGGGUUUUAUUCUGCAGGAUCCUCCCACAAUGGGACUUUUAGAAAAGGAUUAUGGGUGCGAGGAUGCAAUGGCACCUCCCAGCUCUUCCUGCUGCCUGUUGAUGGUCUGUAGAUUCCCAGACACAUCUCUUUUCUAUUAAAAGGAAGGGCUGAGGGCCACCAACUGCCUCAUUCUAUCAAGUGGUAAAUUGAAUUUAUCGGGUGAGAGAGGCAGUAGCCAGCAAUAAGGCAGGAUUUAGGUGUUAAAAGUCUGCCUGGUGGGAAUUGGGCAAGCUACCAGAAAGACAAUAAAGGAUUUAUCUGGCAAUGCAUGCCAAAGGAAUGCUAAACUUCUGAGCAGGAGAAUUUAUUGAUACCAGUGGAAAAGCUCAUUAGCGCUGAAGUGCGAGGCAGGUCUGUAAACGUUCCUUUCAGCUGUCCCAGUAAAAUCCCUGCACUCAGACAAGGGGAGCUGUGGCUCAUUUCUGUGGAGGGUACGACUGGCUAAUGAGCUUUCCCAGAAAACUUGCACACAAACCAUGUUUUCUCCAAUGUAAUAGUUGGCACUAUUUCCCUUCCGUGGGCACAUUUCACAGCUGGCCUCAGUGUCAGCCUCCCCCUGCCCCUGGUUUCACAGGGAUUCAGAGAUGCUCCUAAAGCUGCUGCUGCAGCAUUUCUCCUAGGGCAGAUUUAUUCUCCCCUUUACUUGUUGAUUGUUGAUUAUUUGCCCUUUAAGAGAUCUGCAGCCCUGUAAGGGACGUGGGGCAGCUUGUGGGGCUGCAAGCAAGGUUCACCAUAUCUUGUCUGGAAAACAUGCCAGCCAUAAAAAUACUCUUGCUAACAGUUUAAAGCUCCAAUGCCUUAUCAGCACAGUUUAUGUAACAAAAUCCCAUUAGUACUGCCAACCACCCUCACAUGAAUUAGGACAUGAUAUGCUUCAUAAACCUUACAUACCCAUUGACUGUUCUUCUGCACAGAGACUUGGCUGGGCUUUUAUGUGCAGGUGUAGCUGCGUAUCUUGAGUUAAUUUUUGUGUUUUGAAAGCUACAUAAUAUGAAGCAGGAUAUUUUCCACAAUGAAAUGCAGUGUUUUCCUUCCUUAUUUGUUUGUUUAUAUCUUUUCUCUUUCUCUCUCCUUCCUUCCUGCCACGUUUUCUUGCCUAGACCAUUAGGCUAGCAAAUUGUAGAAAUGGGGAGAUUGAUUAAGUGAUGUUGCAUCAGCAGAUUUAAUGAGGUAAUGAUCUGUUUUGCUGUUUCUGUUCAGAAGAAAUAAUAUGCUAAUAAGAAUUGUAGCAAGAGCAGAUUUUUUAAUGUCCUGCUUAAAUACCAGCCAGUGACUGAGUGGUUCAGCAAAGUGGUCUCAGCAGAUCUUCUAAAUUGUGUUCUCUGUUUUGGAGGUAAAUAUUUUCAAGAUUUCAGCAUCUUGUGUAAAUAUUCCUUCUGAGGUCAGUGGAAGUCUUUCCAUUAAUUUCUCUAGCUCUAACCCAGUUCUUGCAGAGGGACCAGGACGCUGAGUCCCAGCGUGGGCUGAGCUUUCUCAAAACUGAGAACUGUGGGUACUAGAAUUUUAAUUUCAGGCCCUUGUCUAAUGCAAAUGGGUCCAAGAUUUCAUGCCCUACUAAAUGCUGCAUGCUGAAUGCAGAAAUGUAGAGAAUGUCUUUGAAGAUUGAGACAGCAAGGUGGAUUGCCAUAAAAAUCAGCUGACCCGAUCAGGGAAAGGGCACUUUUUAAUUAACACGUCUUGGAAUCCAAAAGACACAUUCUUGGUGUCUGAACUGUCAGUAAUUUCCAUCCAAAGUAACUGCUCAAAAUUCAUGGCUGUCUGGAAUAUCCUUGCACAAGCCAGAUAUGUACAUAAGCUGUGCAAACUCCCUGGGGAGAAGCACAGUUAAAAAUAAAGCUAUUAUUGCUCCCACAGAGAGAGAUGAUGACAAAGACAAGGGGCUGAGCACCAGGUGCUGUGAGGCUGAAUCCUGCCAUGCAGCCCUCCAUCUGAGCAUUGCUGAUCCAGCUGUGGGCAGAUGUGCUCAACUUUUGGGUCCUGUUCGUGUCCCCACCUGGAGCAGAGCAGAGCAGGGAAGGGGCAGCUUGUGGGGGGUUCCUGAGGUGUGGCCCCCACCCCAGACCAGGCUUUGAAGGCUGAAAUCCUGGUUUUGGGAGGGACACAUGGGUUUUAGGCUUCCUCCCCUGCCUCCCCCAUCCCUUUGAUAUGCUUAUGAGUUCCCACACAUUUAGGCAACUAGUCAUCCUAGGCUCCUAAAUGAAGAAAAAUCUAGGGAAUUAAUGCUGGGAAGAAAGAGGGACAAGGGGUGGGCAUGAUCUGUGCACCCUCAGCUUUGCAGUGGUGUCUGUAGAAGUAUCCUGGUAGGAGCAUGCUCACAGAAUAGUCACAAUUAGUGGCAGGGGGAGAUUAUUUUUUAAUGAAUUGUCAUGGCAGGGGACCUUAUUACAGUCAAAACAUUGUACUGGUUUUCUAGGUUUUUUUUCCUUAGGCUUCCCCCCCUCACCCAAAAUGACAACAAAACUAAACUGAGCAGGAGCUGCUGUACAAGCCUGCACAGAGAUGUUGAACCUAAAAACCAGCCUGCCCUCACAAGGUACCCACGGGGUGUGCUGAGCACCCCACCUUGGCAUAACCUGCCUUCUAUUUCCUUCUUUUUUUCUGCUGAAAUUGUAAUGUGAAUUUUUUUUCUUCCCUUUUAUCACCAGCUCUGCACUGUCCACCCCACAUUUGUGGCACAUUUGUGCUGUGGUGUGUCUCUCCACCCUCAAGCACCUAACAGGGACUAAUCCCUGGCUUGUGGACAUCUUUCCAUGAACAUUAGUAGGGCUUUGAAAGCAUAGUGAGCUUUAAAUCCUCCUCUUUUCUUUUUUUUUUUUUUUUUUUUUUUUUUUUUUACCUUGAGGUCCUUACUUUUUGUGUUCAAGUUUCAAGGUGUCCCAUUAGCUGAAAAAGCACCAGCUGGUACAAUUGUGUUUGUGCAACCCUCGUGGAGAAGUUGGGCAAAGCAACUGGUUUUAAAAGCUCAUGUUGGAAAACCUGAUCUACAGAGUGACUGCUGCUUUUGAAUGUAUGUGAUUCACAGACACGGGACUGUGGGGAGGAAAAGUAUUUUGAGAAAACUCUUUUUUUUGCAAGGAAGAAAUUGGGGAAAAGGGUUAUUGGUGGGGUGAUGUUUCUUUUGUUACUACUUGCUGCUCUUUGUACACUAGCCAAUGCAAAUGACAUUCAUGUUCCUGACAAUAUUUUUGAACAGCCCAGCUAUCUUUUUUGCUGUUGUUAAUAUACUGAGGAUUUGGGAGGAUUUUAAAUGCCUCUGCCUUUCAGGAUUAUUUCUACAAAAGCAAUUGAGAACUGUGUUUUGACAGCAGGAAGCUUAUAAAAACCUAGAGAAAAAAAAUAAAAUAAGGUGUUUGAAAGCGAACAGCUCUGAAAGGAAUGUAUCUCUGCUACCAUAUCUGAAACCUGCAAAGCAGUUGGGAAUUGCAUCAAGGAAGGACCAUCUUUCCACUGGAAAUCCCACAUCAGUUUGUGCAGAGUGGAUGCUCCCUUGGCCACCCGUGUGGCUGCCCAGGAGGAAGGUGUGGGAGAGCUUUUGUUGAUUGUGACUCUCCCGUCACUCCUGGACGUGUCCGCGUGUGCUCGGGGGAAAUUGGUUUAUCUGUGGGAAGCUUCUUGUUGCACUUUUCUGUUUGCUAAAAUUCAACAACAAGGAAAAUCGUGGGUCACUUUAAAGCAUUGGCAGACAACUGUUUCUAACCCAAAGGAAAAUGGGUUUUAGCACAAUGAACUGUACUUCUUCAGGGAGGAUAAAUGUUGAUUUUUUUUUUCCACACGUCUUUAUUUACAUGUGGCUAUAUUUUCAUUGAUACAGAAUAAAAAGUGCAUUUUAUUGACCUUGA
This is a messenger RNA of Motacilla alba alba, 14301 nucleotides long. RefSeq names its product potassium voltage-gated channel subfamily H member 5 (gene KCNH5). The record is from RefSeq and is a predicted model, not a curated record. Bases 1 to 2970 code for a protein of 989 amino acids. The transcript has 11 exons. Lineage: Eukaryota; Metazoa; Chordata; Aves; Passeriformes; Motacillidae. Gene Ontology annotation, molecular function: voltage-gated potassium channel activity. Gene Ontology annotation, biological process: regulation of membrane potential; potassium ion transmembrane transport. Gene Ontology annotation, cellular component: membrane.